Molecule: messenger RNA, 2038 nt
Organism: Syngnathus typhle (broad-nosed pipefish)
Lineage: Eukaryota; Metazoa; Chordata; Actinopteri; Syngnathiformes; Syngnathidae
Product: zinc finger protein 384-like
Exons: 7
Coding region: 223-1377 (384 amino acids)
Biological process (GO): regulation of transcription by RNA polymerase II
Molecular function (GO): RNA polymerase II cis-regulatory region sequence-specific DNA binding; DNA-binding transcription factor activity
Source: RefSeq, a predicted model, not a curated record
UGCCAUACAUCCAUCCAUCCAUUUUCUGUACCGCUUAGUCCCCACUGGGGUCGCGGGCGUGCUGGAGCCUAUCCCAGCCGUCAUCGGGCAGUAGGCGGGGGACACCCUGAACCGGUUGCCAGCCAAUCGCAGUGCACACAGAGACAAACAACCAUUUGCACUCGCACUCAGACCUAGGGACAAUUUGGAGUGCUCAAUCGGCCUACCAAGCAUGUUUUUGGGAUGUGGGAGGAAACCGGAGUGCCCGGAGAAAACCCACGCGGGCCCGGGGAGAACAUGCAAACUCCACACAGGGAGGGCCGGAGGUGGAAUCGAACCCGCACCCUCCUAACUGUGAGGCGGACGUGCUACCCAAGAAUAAUGGAGGAUUCUCAUUUUAACUCCUCCUAUUUCUGGUCCCCCAUUCCCACUAUGUCGGGACAGCUGGAGAAUGCCGUGUUUCUGAACAAAGUGAAAGAGCAGCAGGAAAAGAGCGCCUCCUUCCCGCCGCACUCGGCGCCCCACUAUCAAACGACGUUGCUCGGCAUCCCGACGCCGGGGGGCAAGGCGGCGGAUGGUGGCGGGCAGCCUGGUGGUGCCGCCCAUCUGCACCCUCCGCACAGCAGCCAGAAUAUCACCGUGCUGCCAGUCCCCUCCACGGGGAUCAUGACGGCAGCGGGACUGGUCAUCACAACUACCCAAGGAACCUUGGUGUCUCCCACAUCCUCGCCGUCCUUUGUGUCCGCACACCCUACCACCACCAUGAUUCAGAAGUCAUUCAGACAGCUCAGUCACCUUCAGCAGCACAACAGGAUUCAUACUGGAGAUCGGCCAUACAAGUGUACAAAUCCUGGAUGUGAGAAAUCCUUUACGCAGCUCUCCAAUCUACAGUCCCAUCGACGUCAGCACAACAAAGACAAACCUUACAAGUGCCCCAACUGCAACAAAGGCUACGUGGACGCUGCCAGCCUGGAGGUGCACAUGUCCAAACACACGGUCAAGCACGCCCGGAUCUACUCGUGCGGCCUUUGCAACCGCACGUACACCUCAGAGACUUAUCUUGUGAAACACAUGGAGAAACACGGCCAAGAGCAGUUGAACGCCUCCGACGGCGUGGCGGCGGCACAGCACAGCCAAGGCCAGGCAGCUCACGCUCAGCCCAGAGCUCGUAGCCGGGCCGAGGGCUCGGAAGGCGUGGAGGGCAGAGCCGGGCGCGGUCAAGGCGGCUAUGGCCAGCCGAACGCCAUUCCCUGUCCUUUUGACCUUCACCAGUACAAGACGGUGUCAACGGGAGACAUCCAGUACAAACCCAUCGGCGUGUCGGACGUUGGUCCCCACAAGGACCUCUGCCUAACCGUGACGUCUUCCGGCAUUCAAGUGGAACACCUCAACUCGUAGAGACGCAGGCGGAUGAAAACGCAUCCAAGGACAUCAAAGCAAUAAUAAAACAAAACGAGAACAUUUGGAACUGUGCCUGCAAAUGUUUUCUUGUUUCUCUGACGGGACAAGCAGUGUGGUUUUUAUUUUGCUGGAGUGUCCUCGUGGAAGAGAAAUGUGAGCCAAUGAAAAGAUUUACAGUCCAUCACAGUGAUGGGUUAAAAAUGAAGCUGGAGGAAAUGAGAGAGUGAGUGCCUGUCUUGUCCUUUUAUCACCUGCUCUUCUGUACAAAUACAGCGGGUGGCUCAUAACCAUGUUAUGCUCUGCAGACUAUUUGGGAUGACUUUUUACAUCAGUGUUAUGAACUUUUACUGCGUGGCAGACUUUGUUAAAGGCACAGAGGUUCUUUACUUUUCAGGAAAGUCAAAAAGAAUUGUAUUUGUAGAUGCAUUGAGUACUACUCUCUAACGUGUCUCGUGUGGAUAAAGAUGUAUAAUGUACACUCCAAUGCAGGCUCUUGCUCGCAUUGUAAUGCCAUCAUUCUGCUCUGUAUGUCCAUCGGUGUGUCUUGCUAUGAAAUAUGCUCAGCAUAAUGUUUGCUAUUCUUGGUGAGGGACGUACUUGCACAUCUGACUUUUUAAGAGGGGAUAUUGAACAAUAAACAAAAUGUGUGGCACCUUUA